AUGCUAGACUUUAUGAACAUUCCUGGUAGGCGCCUUCCAGAGCUUCAUGCGCUUGCAUUGGAGUAUUACAAACCUCUGAAAAGCCACAAUUCAUGGGCCUGCGUACAUUAUCAUUUCAUCACUAGUUCCUUCUGCCACAUUGGAAACAGAAUGGUCAGGACACUGGAAACAUUUCGGAAAUCACGGGUUCGGUUUGCCCCUGGAAGCGGAAAACUCCCCACUGGUAGGGGUUUGUUGUCCCCAAAGAUCAUGGAGCCCGUUCCGACAGAGUCAACAAAAAUGGAUUAA
Molecule: messenger RNA, 288 nt
Organism: Seminavis robusta
Lineage: Eukaryota; Bacillariophyta; Bacillariophyceae; Naviculales; Naviculaceae
Source: the annotation of a GenBank genome assembly